AUGAGUGAGAAGAUGGAUAUUGAUUCUGAAGUGGUAGAAGAGACUAGAGAUAAGAAAAGGUUUGAGAUCAAGAAAUGGACAGCAGUGGCGUUCUGGUCGUGGGAUAUUGCAGUUGAUAAUUGUGCUAUUUGUAGGAACCACAUUAUGGAACCUUGUAUUGAAUGUCAGCCGAAUGCCAUGACUGAAACUGAUAAUGAAUGUGUUGCAGCCUGGGGGACUUGUAAUCAUGCUUUCCAUUUGCAUUGUAUUAACAAGUGGAUCAAGACCAGAGAUGCAUGUCCCUUGGAUAAUCAACCUUGGCAAUUGGCUAGAUGUGGCAGGUGA
This is a messenger RNA of Vanderwaltozyma polyspora DSM 70294, 324 nucleotides long. It is a transcript of the gene HRT1, whose product is annotated as SCF ubiquitin ligase complex subunit HRT1. Lineage: Eukaryota; Fungi; Ascomycota; Saccharomycetes; Saccharomycetales; Saccharomycetaceae. Gene Ontology annotation, molecular function: ubiquitin protein ligase activity; zinc ion binding; cullin family protein binding. The transcript has a single exon. Gene Ontology annotation, cellular component: nucleus; cullin-RING ubiquitin ligase complex. Gene Ontology annotation, biological process: ubiquitin-dependent protein catabolic process; protein ubiquitination. The record is from RefSeq and is a predicted model, not a curated record. The coding region runs from base 1 to 324 and encodes 107 amino acids.